CUUGCCCCUCCGAUGGUUGGGGAUUGUGUGAAUUCCAUCUGCAGCGGCCUCUCACCUUUUCCUGCCUAGGUUAUCCUUGUGGCUGUCAACUUGUGCUCAUCCGGCCUGACCUUUCAGGCAUGUGAUGGAACCAGGGUAUAUACGCACCCUGUUGUCUUUUUACUCCCACUACGGACCAGCAGAAUCCUAAACUCUGAUCUCAACCACCCCUGAAGAAGCCUAACCGGGCGAAAUAUAUAGGGUUUACCAACCAGGUUGCGAUCUCUGUUACAGUACUAAUGUCUGUUAUGGGAACUUUUUAACUUUGUACUCGUGAUCAGGUUGUUGAUUUGUGUAGUAGGCUUUUGUAUAGUCUAUGAUAUGCCUUACAACCUGACGCUACUCUGUGUUUUUUAAUAAAUCAUUAAAAAUUUAUAGUAUUGGUUCUAUCUUUCUUUACUGGUUUCUGCAUGCACCGUUAUAGUCCCGCCACUGUUCUACUUUCCCAUAUAUAAUUUUGGGAUGAGGUGCUAUUGUUAAAAAUACUAUUUUUUAGUCUAGACCAGUCAGAUCCUAUCCCUCUUUUUCCAAAUAUUCUCUUGGAUGUUUCAAUACAUCAUAUUUGGACCUGACUGACCUAGCAAUUUAUGAUUAAAUGCAAUGCUCUCCUGGCUCUAUCUAUGAACCUAUGAUAUUGGGAUUGUGAUACAUAUAUUGUUAAAUUGUGAAUAUCUUCUUAGGACUUAGCCUCCAUUACUUUGCCAUUUAGUCCCCUCUCCCUUGAUCCUCUUUCUGGAUCUUCUUCUGUUCCCUCUCUCCAGUUCUCUCCCACUGACAGUGUUUCUAGCACUUUGAGUGUGCAUCACUGUCACCCCCACUUGGUUGCCUUGUGCGGUGCAGAUCCCCACUUCACCAGCCACAGGGCACCCGGUGUAUGUGUUAUUGUUUUGUUUUGUAUUAUUUGUUCAGUUUUUUCUGCUGAUUUUUCCUCUCAGGUUGUCUUUUGCUGUCAGCAUGGCAGACUUUCGUGGUGCUGCAUGGGAAGGCUUUAUGUUCAAAAUUCAGUCCAAUACAAAUAAUGCUGAUAUAACUAUUCCCGAGCUUGAUCGAGCAUUCUCUAGAUUACAACGACUUUUGGAAAAGAAGGUCAGAAUAUUUUGGCAUAAACAAUAUUUUAUUAAAUAUGUUGAAAAUCAGAUCACCCCAUGGGGUCUAAGGAUACAAAUAUUCCCCAAUCUUAAAAAGGUAGAUGACGCCCUCAAACUUAGAUGGGAACAGAACUUACAGUCCUGUUCAUUUGAAAUGAUGAACAUCUUAUGCAACCAAUACGAAGCAGAAAUUGAAGAUCUUGAUGUUCAGGUUAACGCCUGGUACAUUGAACUUGUAUUAUCGAUAUCCAAUCCGCUGUUCAUUGAGAGGGAGAAAUCCCUAAAAGAACAUCUGGAAGAGUAUACUACUGACCUAAUCAAUUUUAAGGAGGGCAAAUAUCUUAGAGACAAGGCUGCUUAUGACAAUAAGUAUGCUUAUAAAUGGAACCAACCAACUUUCAAUAAAGCUACAGCUCACCCGCCUACACGUAACAUGCCUGCUAAUUUGACUAAUAUACCAAAUGUCACCUCUGUUUCCUCCACAGCAUCAAGUCAGUCAACUGUAUACCGAGAGAUGUCUCAUGAUCGUUUCCCACGGAAACGUAAAAAUGACCGAAAAUCCACGUCCUCAGAAUCUCUAUCACAAACCGGUCUCAACAUCACUAAGCGUCUACCUACUAACUCUUCUAUUUUAGACAACUUUCGUCCAUCUUCCUUAUCACGAAUUUUGCAUCCUGAUACCCCACAGGUGACGAAUGCCUUAUUAGCGCACCCUCCGCGAGCUCCGGCACUUACGUCGCCUCUGUUAAUGACACCCAAUACCACCCCGACGAGACGGGUAAGCGAACCCAAUGUAUCCUCACAUGUAUCUUCACUCUUUCCCCAGAGUUCGGCAAGUAUAGAUCCCAAGAUUGCACCAAUUUUUUUAGGCAAACAGAUGGAAUUGUCAUCCACCCCGAUACCCUCGAUGAAGUGAGCACGCCCUCUCUGGAUCUUGAGGUCAUCAAUCUAUCAUCCACUUUAUUAAGUGGACAUGAGAUUGAUGUCCUCAAGCUUGGACUUACAUUCUGUCCAUCCAUGGGAGGUGAUAAAUUUCAAAUGAUUAAAGACAUUCAUCUCUUUGCCCGGAAAUUAAUGUUCAAGGUCAUCUAUAAUAAACCAUCUAUCGAGUCAGACAAUAGCAAUUUUGAGCAACUUAAAAAUGAUGCCGAUGAGAUACAGGCCAUCGAGACUUUGAUGGAACUAU
This is a messenger RNA of Rana temporaria (common frog), 2313 nucleotides long. RefSeq lists its product as uncharacterized. The transcript is spliced from 2 exons. The record is from RefSeq and is a predicted model, not a curated record. Bases 994 to 2043 code for a protein of 349 amino acids. Lineage: Eukaryota; Metazoa; Chordata; Amphibia; Anura; Ranidae.